Lampris incognitus (smalleye Pacific opah) is the source of this 1298-nucleotide messenger RNA. RefSeq names its product G1/S-specific cyclin-E2-like. Gene Ontology annotation, molecular function: cyclin-dependent protein serine/threonine kinase regulator activity. The record is from RefSeq and is a predicted model, not a curated record. NCBI's taxonomy places the organism in Eukaryota, Metazoa, Chordata, Actinopteri, Lampriformes, Lampridae. Bases 122 to 1237 code for a protein of 371 amino acids. Gene Ontology annotation, biological process: regulation of cyclin-dependent protein serine/threonine kinase activity; G1/S transition of mitotic cell cycle. The transcript is spliced from 12 exons. Gene Ontology annotation, cellular component: centrosome; cyclin E2-CDK2 complex; cytoplasm.
AUUUGGACUCAGUACCCCGACCCGGUUUAAAGUCCCUAUCUUAAUUCUGGAAUACUGAUGUAAAACUCUCCACACUGUUGUUUUGGGUUUACAGAAACAAGCAGCCCCAUUCUCCAUAACCAUGACUAGAAGAAGCAGUCGCCUGCACUCGAGAUCUGAAAAUGCCCUAAUUCAGAAAGGCAAGAUCACCAAGCAAAGCAGCAGAAAGAAAGCUCAGCCCUUAUCAAAACGACCAAAUGAGAAGUUGGUGCUUGAAGGUGUUGCCAGCCCCUGUAUUCUCAUCGAGACUCCUGAGAAGGCAUGUGAUGAACCCAGCUAUGUGAACCUCGCUCCCAGAAAUGACAGGAUCCAGCCAUCGCCUCUCCCUUUGCUCAGUUGGGGAUCUCCUGAGGAUGUGUGGGAAAAGAUGGUAAUUAAGGACCAGAGAUACAUUCACAGUAAAAACUUCAUCCAGCAGAACCCCAGAAUAGAGCCGAGGAUGAGAUCCAUCCUUCUUGACUGGUUACUUGAGGUGAGUGAGGUCUAUACACUCCACCGGCAGACAUUUUACCUGGCACAGGACUACUUUGACCGGUUUAUGCUGACCCAGGACAACAUCAAUAAAGAAAGGCUGCAACUCAUUGGAAUAACCUGUCUAUUUAUAGCCUCAAAGAUGGAGGAAAUCUACCCUCCAAAGCUUGCAGAGAUGGCCUUCGUGACAGAUGGGGCCUGCUUGGAACACCAAAUUCUACAAAUGGAGCUGAUUGUUUUGAAGGCAUUAAAUUGGAACCUUUGUCCAGAGACAGCCGUGUCUUGGCUGAAACUCUACAUCCAGAUGUCAUCGAUCAGUGACAACUCUCAGCUUCUUGAACCUCAGUUUCCACAGGAAAUCUACAUACGAGUCACACAGCUCUUGGACCUGUGUGUCCUCAGCGUAAACUCGCUGAACUUCCAGUACCGUGUGUUGGCUGCCGCUGUGCUGUGCCAUUUCAUUCAGUUUGAAAUGGUUGAAAAAGUUUCAGGUUUGUCGUGGGAUGUCAUUGAGCCGUGUGUGGACUGGAUGGCUCCUUUUGUGGAAACCCUGGCUCAUUUUGGCAGUGUGGCACUGAAGGACUUGGUCAAAGUAAAGCCAGAAGACAGGCAUAACAUCCAGACACAUUCAGACUACAUGGCCAUGCUGGAUGAGGUCCGUCACAGGGAGGUUGAGAGCCAGUUCCUAACACCACCCAACAGCACAGAAAAGACAUCGGCACACUGACCUUUCAGAGUCCAAGUAUGAACUGUGAAUGAAUAUCAAGGAUAGCAGGGGAAAGUAUAGA